CAUGCGUGGGGAGGUUGGGAUUUUGCAAGUCAGGAUAGUUGUUUGCCGCUGUGGGUUGUUCUUGGGAAGACUUUGGAGUAAGUGAAGUAUUAUUUUGCUUCCUUGCCCGUGGAAGCACAGUUGCAGUAGGUGGGCGAUACCUGGGAUAACAGUCUUGUGUUUGGUGGUCAUUCAAAGUGUUUGGUGGAGUUCUGAGGAGCAAAAGCGGCUUGUCAAAAAACCUGGUGUACUCUACUAAAGCACAUUUUCCUUGGUCGCCACGUGUGUUGGUUGGUAGGGAAAUUGGUUCAGUUCGGAGCAAAAAAACUCUUUGAAUAUUACCACAGGGGUUUCUGUGUUCCAUCUGGAUUGCUUUAUGACCGAUGCUGGCCAAACUGUAUGGCAGUCUAGGGAAUUUACUGAAGUAUUCGCCAAAGACAAGCCCCGAAACGCCAGCUUCGUCCUUGAAUCUGUCACUGAACUGUUUUCUGUUUCACAACCUUGAACAGUGAAAACAUUAGUACUUGUACAUAAAACUUCUGCUUUGAAGCUUACGGGACAAGAGAGUUCACAUAUCAUUUCUAUUCUGAAGUUGUAUUCCGUAUGAGUUCUGAAAUUACGAGUACAACUGGUGAGAUUCCAACAACUCUAUCGGAGCCGAUUGAACAGGUUACCAUUAAUUCUACAGAUGGAGUAUUGAACCCCAAUGCUGCAGUUUUUGAUAGUUUUAGUUUGAUGACCUUGUCAGAUAAAAGCCCUGCCUCAGAGACCUCACCACUAGGCGUGCCUACAUGGCAGGAUAACCCUGAGAUUCCACAAAGUCCCAUUGCCAUGUCUGCUGAAAUGAUAGACACCCUCCAGUACAGUCCUGAGCCAGCUGUAAAUGGCUAUGGCCCUUACACCAGCCCUGGCGUGGCCCCAGAGGUGGUCCAAGGCCUGCAAGACAUGUCACCUGACAAACUACCUCGCAGUGAUCUCAAAAAUCUGCUUCAGCACCAGCUUGAAUAUUAUUUUUCCAGGGAAAAUUUGUCUCGUGACACAUAUUUAUUGUCUCAAAUGGACAGGGACAACUAUGUGCCCAUCUGGACUGUGGCAAACUUUAACCAGGUGAAGAAGUUGACUAAAGACCUGGAGUUAGUCAAGGAAGCACUAAGAGAUUCCCCUCACCUUCAAGUGGAUUCACUUUGUGAGAAAGUGCGAGCUAAUAUUAAGAGGUGUAUUGUUGUGCUGCGAGAAAUCCCAGAAACCACACCAAUUGAAGAGGUGAAAGCGCUGUUUGCUGGCGAAAAUUGUCCCCAAUACCAGAGCUGUGAGUUUGCUCUCAAUGAAUACUGGUAUAUACAGUUUGAGACAGAAGAGGAUGCACAAAAGGCAUAUAAGUACCUACGGGAAGAGGUGAAGACCUUCAGAGGAAAGCCCAUCAUGGCAAGAAUAAAAGCCAAACCUAUGCAUCAAGCAAACUUUGUUCCAAAAAAUGCAAGGAUAUCGCCGUCUUCUCAGUCACAGACACCACCUGUUGUAGAGCCACCUGUACCCCCACCCACCCCUCCUCAGGCACUGUACAACCAAAGGCACUUCCAGUUUCCUCCUGUUCAGCCUUUGUUUAAUGGACAACAGCCAUUCCAGUACUACCCAGCCCAUCCAGGAAUGAUGACUUGGCCACCACCAGGACAGCAUGUGUACCAUGAUCCACAUGUGUCUCCAAGUUUUCCCAACAAUGGUUUUGGUCAUGGACCAAUGAAGGCUCCCCGUGAAAUUCCGGGAAGUAGUGCUAUUCGUCAUGGAUACCAGUUGAACAGAACAAGAUUUCAAAAUAAGCCACACCACCGAGAUCAGCCAUCUGGUGACAGGCCAGAAAGAGACUCAAACAGAACACGACCACAGAGUGCAAAUGGCUCGUCCAGCCACAGCCCUUUGAAUAACCCGCCAACUACAUCCUCACCUGGUAAUGCCAGCAGUAGUGGUAACAGUACAACAAGCCCAUCAAAUACUAGGGAUGGCCAGGUGGCCAGGAACAGUGUGCCAUUUAGAACAAGGGAAGCAAGAGAAUCUGAAUUUACGAGACAAGGUAGAAGACCAGUAAGGCAAAGGAGAGGAAGCAGUGAAGACAUUAGUCGACAUAAUCGACAGAAAGAAAACCGUGAGAGUCCUGUGCGGCAUAGUAAAGAUGAUAGUGACACGUUAGACCUCGCACCCUCAUCAUUUCCUCCUCUACCAGCCUCCCCUCUCACGAAGCAGCCGAUUGUCUCGGCCAAAGACUUCCCAGAGAUCAAGGCAAAUGCAAAACCUCAAACGCCUGAGAAGCCAAUGUGGAAGAUACCUGUUGCUACCCUGACAAACCCUCCACUGGCUAAGCAAGAGGCUCCACAGCCAAUUAAACCAGCCGAAAAGCCACCAAAACCAGCAGCUGCCAAGGAGCCAGUGCCAGUCAAGCCAGAGCCUAAACCAGAAACCAAGCCAGAAGCCAAGCAAGAAGCCAAGCCAGAAGCCAAGCAAGUAACAAAGCCAAUAGUACAGGAAGAGGCACCUCGUACCCAGGCAAUACCCAAACCAGGCGAGAGGAUGAGUUAUGCACAGAUGGCUGCACAAAAGGGACCCAAGCCAGCUGCGAACCCCCAACCUGCUAAUGUCCAGACCAAAUCACCUGGCAAAUGAGCUGACUAAGGAAAAUACCAUGAACCCUGACACCCAAUGACCCGUAUGAGCAGCUAUACCUUAGCCCUUGUAGGCUAAUGGACAAGCGACUUCACAGGGAAGACCAGAUUUUCUAUCUUCUUUCUUCAAGGGAUAGGGUAAUAUGUCACAUGUGAAACUGUGUUGACAUUAGUUAUAACAUGUUACCUGAUGGUGUUGAUGCAUUGGACAACCUCAGAAUUAUGAGUUCUAAAUGACCUGUUAAGGUGGGAGAAGAAGUUAUGUGCCUCAGUAAUGUAUGAGGAAGAUGUUGGGUGUUGCUACACAUCCAAGAACAAUGGUUAAGUAAGUGUUGCUACAUCCCAGAAGGGCAGUUAUGUUGGCUAGUGCUAAAUACAUGACGAUGGAUAUGUUGGCUGGUGCCACAUUCCAGAACAGUGGAUGUGUUCUUUUUGACUACCCACCAUACCAGUGGAUAUGUAGGUUGGUACAACAUGCCAGAUUGAUGGAUAUGCUGGCUGGUGCUACAUCUAAGAACUUUGAAUACUUUGGGUUCUGCUGCAUACCAGAACAUUUUUAUCCCAGCCUAUUACAAGUUAAAAGACAACUGGCAUUGCAACCUAAAACAUGGGUGUUGUAAAAACAAGUGGAAGACAUUUUUCAGUGUUUACUAUGUUUAUACAUGACCCUGGGGUAUUACCUGGGGUAAUGUAUGUACAUGCAUGAUAGAUUCUGCUUGGCAAACUGUCAGUUACUAUUAUAAAACACUACAAAAUCACUGGAAACUGGAAAGCGUUUGGGAUAUAUCUAAAGACAUCCCUGGAUGGAAAAGAAACAUUGAUCUUGAACAAUGGAAAAAUUAUGUUAGACUGACCGAUGGCAAUUGACUUGCAUAAUCAUAUGAACAAAAAAUACUAAGAUGGGCCGAGAUGGGGAGCUUCAAGGAAUCACAUGCCUUAUUCUACAAGCUAGUUCCCUGCCAUUGUUGACUAUGGGCAAUUGUACUCCACCUGUAUGUUUGAAGGUGCAGGUAAUCGUAUAUACUUCAGAGUUAAAUUUAGUUUUUUUUGGCGGGGUGUGAGGAAGGGAAGAGCUAUAUUUGCCUACACAUCAACCAGUAUACACAUAUACACCUGUUCAAAAUAAAUUCAGUGAAAUGGCGAUUGAUAAUAGGCACUUGACACAUACGCACAGCCGAAAGGAACCAUGGGACCAUAUAUUCUACCAAAUUAACAUGUAAGCUUGAACGUGUAAGAAACAUGUUGAAACAUGUAAGCUUGAACGUGUAAGAAACAUGUUGAAACAUGUAACAUGUAAGCUUGAACGUGUAAGAAACAUGUUGAAACAUGUAAGCUUGAUAAAGGUUAUUAAUGUAUUGUCCAGUCAUCGCUGGAGUUAUUUUAUCACCAAAAUCUUUCGAAUAGUUAUAACCCAUAAGCUCCUGUCCGUCAUAUUUGCCAUUUGACAUUCGCUGUUUGCACUGACAAAUUUGAUUGAAAUAUGUGUAUUCCCAGAGUCUCAAAAAUGUUUCGAACACAUAACCCUAGCUUGAACCUCUGGACUGGCUCCAAGUCGCACUUUAAGUUAUUUUGAAAAGAAAAUGUGAUUACACAUGUAAUCAUAUAUACAGUAGAGUAGUUUAAGCAAUGUGACCAACCCUUGGGAUUAUCUCUGAUAUCCCUAUCAGUAGAAUUUCAUUCUAUUGUCUGCAUCCACCUUGAAACCAUUAUAAAGGUAGUUAUGACUUUAUGUAUUACUCUACACUUCCCUGCUCUAACUGAAAAUGAUUUUGUAGCGAAAAGUAACAGACUAAAGUCACUGGAAUUCUAUGGCUAAAUUCGUUUGGCCAAAAAAAACUAUUCUAACAGCUUUAAAACGUAUCCAACCAUUUCUUAUUCUUAUAUUAAAUGAGCACCAAAAUUUUGUUCAGCCUAUAUUUCAAUUGCAUAAACAAAAUUAAAUAAGUUGCAAAUAAAUUAAGUUCAAGUCAAAUAUUCACUUUAUGCCGUGGGGAUACUGCAGUAUUUUUUUUGUCAGCAAAAGUGGGUAAAAUUAAAAUAAAGGAUCAAGAACUAGUGAUUGCUCAGAAAAAAAAAGAAAAAAAGAUGCUGAAAUUUAUGCUGAUAAAUAUAAAGGCUUGGACAUAGAUAUUGAUAAUACAGUUGUGGGAUGCCACUCACUGAACUCAAAGAUUGUCGAAAAAGACAUUGAAAAGGAAGGUCUAUCCUGGCCGUGAUGAGCAGGCCCACUUGUGAAAUUACAUCUUGGCCCCCUGUUUCUGCAACCUCUAUAUAACAAACACCCUUGAGACCGAAAAUGUAUCCACUAUGCGGUGAAACCUUGAUAUAACGGACACCCUCGGCACCGAGAAAUGUGUCCGCUAUACAGUCGAACCUCGAUACAACGGGCGCCCUCAGGCCCAAUGAAAUUGUUUGCUAUGUAGUGUAACCUCUAUAUGACGGACACUCUCUGAACCUAAAAAUUUGCCAGUUUUAUGGAGGUGUUUGUUUAAUGGGCGUUUCGUUUGAUUUUGAAAUCUGAAUUGUAUAGAAGGUAUCCGUCAUAGAGUUCCCAUGGCAAUACAUAUAUCAGCGCGGUGCUAAAAGCAGCGUGUUUAUAUGUCUACAGUAUUCGUUGCCCAGUUGUUUAAAGGGCUAAAAUUGUUGUUGAGAGGGUGCUUUGUACAUUGAGAUUCCUGGUUUGCUUAUGCUCACUGAUAUGAGCCUGAGUACUAUGUACAGAAUACUAUAAUUGACUAGGGAGGUGUUAUUUGCUAUAUUUAAACCAACGAGCAUUUGUUUUCUAGAUGGAAAGUGUAUACUUUAUCUGAUCAUUUUGAAAUUGAGUAAUGUAUGCACGUCAAAACGUGUGCGAUUCCAGAAGUACAAGAUACGGUUAAUUUUACAUAUUACAAAAGAACAUUUAAAAGGAAUAAAAAAGAAACCAAUAACUUACUCGCUUUCCAGACAUUGAACUAUUUAGUGCCACACAGCGUGUUGUAAAAGUAGCAGUGUGCUGGGAUGAGAUGCAUGUGUUUGGCCCUCUAUGGGCUGCUUGCAACUGAAACACCCAUCCCAUCUAGUAAGUCUAGUCAAACUGGUUUGACUACACAAUAAUAGAGACUUUUUUGUCUUGUAACAUUCCUUAAUGAAGAAAUUGCGGGGUAUAAGUGUAAAAUAGCAAAGUAAUAACUACUGUAUUAUUGAGUGGGUUUUGUAAUGUCAGUCCCCAUUUGUUUUCCAAGUGUUAAUUACUGCAUGACUGUUUACUGCGUCCGCCAUGUGCGCUGUAUUCAAAUCACCUCUCCUUGUAUAUGAUGAUUUAGGCAGCACAACACCUCUACAAUUCGAGUCGUAGAGUGUAAAUCAGACUACGAUUCCGAAUAGUGUGUAAUUCAGGACUAAGACAUGUCGUAGGCGGGUUGCAUACGACUAAAUCGUGCUGUCUGAAUCAGCCUUAUUGUAUAGCGCAGUCACUUGGCUCUCGACGUGGACUUGGCGAAUGUGAUUGGCUUAGUUGUUGCUAGAGGUUACUAUGUGGACACAGUAAGAGAGCCAUGCUGAGCCACUUUACCAAGUAAGCACGAAUGUGCAUUGGAUGUUUUCAAAUGGGAUUAAAAGUUGAGUAAAAGUAGUUAGCAUGACCCAAUUUCUGUGUUCUUAUUGUAAAACAUCAAUAUGUAAAGUCUACCACUGUGCUGUAAUGAAUAUCAUGUCUUGCGUGAGAAAGAGUGACUCACAGUUUAUUAACCGGAAUGUUGCGGGCGGUCUAAGCUGAUGUGGAGUAACCACCACUUUCUCUGAUACUCAGGUCAACAGAAGAAAUUCCAUAACACAUUCUUGUAAGCCUCCUUUUGUCUGAUAUUUUGCAUCUUGGUUAUUCUGUGAAAUGAAGGGGGGAGUGGUGGGAACCCCAAAGAAAGCAUUUUUUUUUCUCUAAGUACAUACUAAAGACCUAGCCAAAGGUAUUUAUGACUUUAAGACUUGAUGGUCUUUUCACAAAUGCACUACAUCAUCAUAAGGAAUAUACUUUUUACUGCAAAAACCUUCGGAAGUCUAAAUAUCUGACAUUGCUGUGUUUGAGCUAAUCGCUUGCAACUUCCUCAGAGAUAAAUGUAUUUAGAAGGAUCCCGUCAGACAUAUUCUUGAUCUAUUCGGCCCAACACUUAUUUCCACUCAAAGAAACAUUAUUCUUGGUCUGUUCAGUAUUGUUGGUGUCACAAAGUUCUUGGAUUUAGUUUUGUCUGCCUUUUGGCCUCGGUAUAGAGUUUAUGACUGACUGGUUCUUUAACAUGUACCCUCGCUCUUCCAAGGGUGCCUUUAAUAUUGCGUUCCCCUUUACCUUAGUUUUGAGCGACUGGAUAUAAUCAAGGAGGUGUUAAUUAAGUAAAAGGUUUACUUAAAACCUUCCUGAUCAUAUAAAGUAAAAUGAACAUCUGGGUACUAACUGUGCUUUGAAAAUUGUUAUGUAAGAGGUAAAAAUAAAGUAUAUUUUGUG
Molecule: messenger RNA, 7110 nt
Organism: Nematostella vectensis (starlet sea anemone)
Lineage: Eukaryota; Metazoa; Cnidaria; Anthozoa; Actiniaria; Edwardsiidae
Product: la-related protein 4
Exons: 19
Coding region: 583-2634 (683 amino acids)
Biological process (GO): positive regulation of translation
Cellular component (GO): cytoplasmic stress granule; cytosol
Molecular function (GO): mRNA 3'-UTR binding
Source: RefSeq, a predicted model, not a curated record